AUGGAUAUCAACUUCCAACCAAGCCGUGGCAAUGCAUUCCAAAUUGAAAUUGGCUACUUUGACACAGUGCUAGAGAUGAAAGAAAAAAUCCAAAAGGUGAAGGGAAUCCCUAUAUCCAAACAAACCCUAGUUUUCAAUGGAAAUGUUCUACAGGAUGAACUCAAUGUCCACUACUCGGAUAUCCUCGAUCAGUCCCACAUUCAGGUGCUUGUUGCCGGAGAACUUUCCCGAUCAACGAUCCAACUCCUCAUCAAAAUGCCCGCGUCAAAACACGGCAUGGCGCUUGAAAUGGACGUUAAAGAAACAAUCCGAAGGCUAAAGGAGAAAAUCCAGGAUAUGGAAGGGAUCCCUGUUACAAAAUUGGUUAUCCAUGCAAAUGGGAUUGAAUUGCAUGAUUCAAAAUCGUUACAAGACUGCGAGCUUUCUGAUAAUUCAGAAAUCGACGUCAGUUUCCGAUCAUCUUCUACAACAACAACUUCAUCAGGAUCAUCAGGGAAUAUGGGUAAUGGAUCAAGAAAAUUGAAGAUUGUCGUUGUGACAAAAUGUGGGACUAAAAGAAUUCCAAUUGAAAUGAAUUCUUGGGAUAAUGUUGGGGAAAUGAAGAAGAAGCUACACAAGUUGAACGAACAGCUGCAGUUGGAUCUUCCUCAAGAGGGCUAUUUCUUCAUUUACAAACAAAAUGUGAUGGAUGAUGAUCGUUCAUUUAGGUGGCACCAAGUUGGCCAAGGUGAUACCAUUGAGAUCUUCAAUGGGAGUAUUUCUGGUGGACCUUGA
Fraxinus pennsylvanica is the source of this 774-nucleotide messenger RNA. The record is from the annotation of a GenBank genome assembly. Lineage: Eukaryota; Viridiplantae; Streptophyta; Magnoliopsida; Lamiales; Oleaceae.